Molecule: messenger RNA, 720 nt
Organism: Psammomys obesus (fat sand rat)
Lineage: Eukaryota; Metazoa; Chordata; Mammalia; Rodentia; Muridae
Product: EF-hand calcium-binding domain-containing protein 12-like
Exons: 3
Source: RefSeq, a predicted model, not a curated record
AUGCUCAAAAAGCUGAGCAGAUACUCUAAGGAAAACAGUGUAGAGGAGGCCCUGAAAGCUAAGGAGGGAAAAGUCAGUCGCUCGACAUUCACCUUCACAGUCUUUGAUGAUGACUUUGAUGAUGCCACCAGCCGGGUUCCUGUCUUCAAGCCUGAGCUGGUCACUGCCCACUGCUUCAGGUGGUUGAAGAAGAAAAACUUCCACCUGCCACAGAGACGCCGGCGGAUCAUCAUUGUGUCUGGCACAAAGGACCAGGUGCCAGCCCACCCCAAGCCCCUGCCUCAAGCUCCCCCUCCACCCAUACCUAGCUUUAAAGCUCUAGAUAGUGAAGAUAUCCAAGAGCCACCAAUGGACAGGAAGGUCUGGCUGAAGCAGAGGGCAGAGCUGCGGAGUCAAGUGGAGUCAUUUGGUGAUGUCAAGACAUGGGUGAAGAACAAGCCCCGCAUCACACCAUCAGAGGCCAAGGUUCUGCUCAUGAUUCGCCAGGAAAAACAAGCCUCCAAAGAAUUGAAGACUUCAGUCAGUACAACCGAAUAUCUAGCUUCCAAAUUUAUCCGACAACACGCACCCCAGCUGCUACUGCCCAAGCCCCCUGCCCUGUCUGACUUGUACACCUACCUGCGGAGUCGAAAGCUCAAGAUCCUGGACAUAUUUAACAAGGGGGAUCGGGGUGAGAACCAGCGAAUACCCAGGGAGGAAUUUAUCACGUCUCUGAAGGCA